AUGUCCGUCGUAGACUCUGAUGUCGAGAUGGUGGAACCUCCAAACGACCGACCACCCAGUUUGUCGCCAGCCCCCUCUUCGCACGUGAGCCGUGUAGCUUCCUCUCCCUCCCGCAGCGUCCUCGACGACCUUGACAUUUACGGAAGCCCCUCCAAGAGCGUUAUUGGUGAUGCUGACGAGGACUCGGUCAGCAACGACGCUGACAACGGCGAGGAUAUUCCAACAACAACAAAUGACGACGAAACUGCUGAACAAGAGGAGGAACACGAAGGCUCUCCAGCUCCAGAAGAGCCCGAAAGCGACCCUUCUGACACAGAAAACUCCUCCGACGCGUCUGAAGACGACGUUGACAAGGAUUUAGUCCGUGCAGCUUCAAUUGUCCAGCCAGACAAUGUCAAAACAGAAGCAGAACAAGAACCCGCCGUGAACAAUAAUACUAUCCAAAUUCCUAUGCUCGUCGACCUCCCGCCAGCUCCCACGGUCGAUGCCGUACCACUCCCGACAUCACCACUUUCUGCCCCUCCAACUUCACCCGCCAAACCAAUCCACAAGAAGCCUAAAUCGCACCAUGUUCCUCCUGUGCCACCGCCGCCAGUCGCCCCACCACCCAUGCAAACUAUACGGCUGGAAAUUCAGCUGGGUGGACCCGACAACUACGAAAUUGAUGUUCGCAAGAAGGCUCACAGCGAAGGCAUCGAAUGGGACGCGCUCAUGGUGGAGAAAAAGUAUGCCGAUGACAGCAGUGAAGGGGAGAGCGAGCAAGAGGAUAAGAAGGACGUGGACGGGGAUGUGAACAUGGAAGAUAAAGCGAAGCCAAAAAAGAAGAAGAAGAAAAAGUCCAAGGCGGCUACGGAAUAUUACGAUGUGAAUGACCCCUUCAUCGACGACUCCGAGCUGGCGAUCGACGAGCGGACAUAUAUUGCGCAGACGAAACAGACCGGCUUCUACGUGAGCAGCGGAGAAGUCGCCCUUGUACGAGACAAGGCUCCCAAGAAAGCUCCAGCCACAACUGCCAAAGGGAAGAAGAAGCCGGCAGCAGCACUGUCGCUCAAUUUCCCAGUGGCUUCGUCGUCUAAACCAGUGUCUGGAGUGAAGAAAGCAUCUGCCAAAUCCGCUCCGUCAUCCUCAGCGGCGCCGCUCUUGAAGGGACUGGGAACCAAGGAAUCUCCUAUUCCACUUGAGGAUGAAGACGACCGCGCACCGAACGGGGCCAAUCCAGCCAAAGGUAAAUGGAAGGCCUCCGCUUCAGCGAACGGCGAAGAAGAUGAGACCGAAGUCGGCAAGAAGCGUAAACGUGCGGCUAACGGGACAACAGACGGACCAAAGAAGCGUAAACCCGUGGAUAUAGAGAACUUCCACCCAGAACUACAGGCCAGCAUCGCUAAGCUCAAGGUCGCUAUAGCUGCUGAGUCUUGGGAGACCAAAUCCAAGUUUCCACCAAACCUCAAACCGAUGUUGAAUGAUCUCGCGCUUCAGGCCAUUCAACUGGACGAGUAUAAUGAGCAAUUCUUCAAUCUUAUGCCGACUAUAUUUCCCUACAAUCGGUUUACUAUGACCAAGCUUAUCAAACGGACGGUGUUCAAAGACCACUCAGACCUCCUGCACGCAAAGCAGGAGGAGCUGUUAGCCGACCUCGCGCGACUUGCGACUGAAGGGUUCUCGAAGGCGCAAGAAGAGUGGGAGAAGAAUGUAGCUUCCUAUGAAGAAAAGCAGAAGGAGAAAGCUGCUCAAGUCAAAGCUGACUCAGAAAACCCGGAAGGUGGCUCCCCCCACACGACCGAAGACCAGGAUGCGGCGAAGGAAGAUAAUCCAGGGACGGGAAAACCUGGCACAGCGCAAGGCCCGCCACCGAAACGAUACCGCAUGACCGACGAGAUGAAGUCAAUAGUGUGGCAGCUUGUCCAGCUCAGCAACGAGCUUUGUCGAAUAGAGAACGAGAAAAAUGGACUGGAAGGGUCUGUUCUCCAAGUCAGCGAACAGGGCCUUCGGAAAACUCUUUAUCAACGCAUCGUUAGCUCAUUUCCUUCGGGUUGGAUGGCAUCAGGCCAAAUCUCUCGCGAUGGUCAGCGUUCAUCUCCAUUAGAUCUUGCAUCUCACCCAUUACCCUAUCUAGUGAGUGCCAUGAAAAAGAAGAUGGAGAAAGAGGUGGAGGAAUAA
Molecule: messenger RNA, 2157 nt
Organism: Mycena indigotica
Lineage: Eukaryota; Fungi; Basidiomycota; Agaricomycetes; Agaricales; Mycenaceae
Exons: 6
Coding region: 1-2157 (718 amino acids)
Source: RefSeq, a predicted model, not a curated record